Molecule: messenger RNA, 2208 nt
Organism: Rhipicephalus microplus (southern cattle tick)
Lineage: Eukaryota; Metazoa; Arthropoda; Arachnida; Ixodida; Ixodidae
Source: RefSeq, a predicted model, not a curated record
AGUCGCUCGUUCGAAGUUCCAGCCAUGGGGCCACGUUUCAGGCGUGUGCUGCUUUGUGCGUUUGUGCUACUAUCUAUUGCGGAAAAUUUCAAUGGAGCAAAUGCAAGUCAUCUCAAAAGCUCGGAAACGUCAGUGGCCGCAACAUGCCAGGAAGCAGCGCAAAACUGCAAGAAUAAGGAGAUCUGCCAUUGUAUCGAAAAAGAUGGAAAGCCUACCAUAUUCCAGGCGGCAACAUGCCAGAAUGCAAAGUUGAAGUGCACGGCCGAAGACCACUGCCACUGUAUCGAAAAAGACGGAAAGCCUACCAUAUUCCAGGCGGCAACAUGCCAGAAUGCAAAGUUGAAGUGCACGGCCGAAGACAACUGCCACUGUAUCGAAAAAGACGGAAAGCCUACCAUAUUCGUGCAGGCGGCAACAUGCCAGAAUGCAACCGUUGAAGUGCACGGCCGAAGACCACUGCCACUGUAUCGAAAAAGACGGAAAGCCUACCAUAUUCCAGGCGGCAACAUGCCAGAAUGCAACGUUGAAGUGCACGGCCGAAGACAACUGCCACUGUAUCGAAAAGACGGAAAGCCUACCAUAUUCCAGGCGGCAACAUGCCAGAAUGCAAAGUUGAAGUGCACGGCCGAAGACAACUGCCACUGUAUCGAAAAAGACGGAAAGCCUACCAUAUUCCAGGCGGCAACAUGCCAGAAUGCAAAGUUGAAGUGCACGGCCGAAGACAACUGCCACUGUAUCGAAAAAGACGGAAAGCCUACCAUAUUCCAGGCGGCAACAUGCCAGAAUGCAAAGUUGAAGUGCACGGCCGAAGACAACUGCCACUGUAUCGAAAAAGACGGAAAGCCUACCAUAUUCCAGGCGGCAACAUGCCAGAAUGCAAAGUUGAAGUGCACGGCCGAAGACAACUGCCACUGUAUCGAAAAAGACGGAAAGCCUACCAUAUUCCAGGCGGCAACAUGCCAGAAUGCAAAGUUGAAGUGCACGGCCGAAGACAACUGCCACUGUAUCGAAAAAGACGGAAAGCCUACCAUAUUCCAGGCGGCAACAUGCCAGAAUGCAAAGUUGAAGUGCACGGCCGAAGACAACUGCCACUGUAUCGAAAAAGACGGAAAGCCUACCAUAUUCCAGGCGGCAACAUGCCAGAAUGCAAAGUUGAAGUGCACGGCCGAAGACAACUGCCACUGUAUCGAAAAAGACGGAAAGCCUACCAUAUUCCUGGCGGCAACAUGCCAGAAUGCAACGUUGAAGUGCACGGCCGAAGACAACUGCCACUGUAUCGAAAAAGACGGAAAGCCUACCAUAUUCGUGGCGGCAACAUGCCAGAAUGCCACGUUGAAGUGCACGGCCGAAGACAACUGCCACUGUAUCGAAAAAGACGGAAAGCCUACCGUAUUCGUGGCGGCAACAUGCCAGAAUGCAACGUUGAAGUGCACGGCCGAAGACAACUGCCACUGUAUCGAAAAAGACGGAAAGCCUACCAUAUUCGUGGCGGCAACAUGCCAGAAUGCAACGUUGAAGUGCACGGCCGAAGACAACUGCCACUGUAUCGAAAAAGACGGAAAGCCUACCAUAUUCGUGGCGGCAACAUGCCAGAAUGCAACGUUGAAGUGCACGGCCGAAGACAACUGCCACUGUAUCGAAAAAGACGGAAAGCCUACCGUAUUCGUGGCGGCAACAUGCCAGAAUGCCUCGUUGAAGUGCACGGCCGAAGACAACUGCCACUGUAUCGAAAAAGACGGAAAGCCUACCGUAUUCGUGGCGGCAACAUGCCAGAAUGCAACGUUGAAGUGCACGGCCGAAGACAACUGCCACUGUAUCGAAAAAGACGGAAAGCCUACCGUAUUCGUGGCGGCAACAUGCCAGAAUGCAACGUUGAAGUGCACGGCCGAAGACAACUGCCACUGUAUCGAAAAAGACGGAAAGCCUACCGUAUUCGUGGCGGCAACAUGCCAGAAUGCAACGUUGAAGUGCACGGCCGAAGACAACUGCCACUGUAUCGAAAAGACGGAAAGCCUACCGUAUUCGUGGCAGCAACAUGCCAGGAUGCAACGUCGAAUUGCACGGCCAAAGACAACUGCCACUGUACCGAAAAAGACGGAAAGGCCAUCGUAUUCAUCAAGGAAACACCGGAUCCAACAGUACGCCCACCGAUAGCCACCUCUAUUGAUGAUGAAUCCAAUAUUCAAAGCACUAGCAGCACAAAUGAAC